AUGUCGUCGCCGCCGACGCCGUCUGCGCCGCCACCGUCCCCGCCUCGGCCUGUGCCAUCGGCGCCGCCGCCUCCUUAUGAGGAGGCUAUCAGAGACCGACGGACUUCGAACCCAGGACGCCGGCUGGAGCACCCUCCAGUUACCGCCGUCGUCAUUACUGCGAGGCCAGUGUACGGGCGGCGGGGCCUGCAACCGUGGCCAAUGGAGAUGGUGUGCCCCUUCUGCGGCGCCUAUAUCGUCACCGCCACCUACUCCGAGCACAGCGCGGCCACACACGUCGCCGCGUGCAUCCUCUGUUUGCUGGGGUGA
Schistocerca cancellata (South American locust) is the source of this 309-nucleotide messenger RNA. Its product is annotated as lipopolysaccharide-induced tumor necrosis factor-alpha factor homolog. The transcript has 2 exons. Bases 1 to 309 code for a protein of 102 amino acids. NCBI's taxonomy places the organism in Eukaryota, Metazoa, Arthropoda, Insecta, Orthoptera, Acrididae. The record is from RefSeq and is a predicted model, not a curated record.